UGAAGUUGCCAGGUACCUAGCCACAGACACCGGCGAAAGUUUUAGCCCGCUGUCACUUGGAAGAUCAAAAGUUGUCGCAUUAUCCUCCUAAACAACAGGCAUCCCAGCCACAAAGAGCUGAAUCGAUUACUUUGUCACAGCAAGUGUCUGCUCGGCUCGGUGCGGCAGCCAUGGCUCCCACUUUAACCGCCCCCGACGAUGCCGCCGGCGAUCUAAGUGAGACCAUUGAGGAAAGAUGCUUUUCUGCGGCUCUCAUCUGCUUGGAGGGCCAUUACACAGACUCACCUCCCAUGGGCCCCCUCACUAGUGCUAAGGUCACCAGCAUGAUAUCUAGGACCCUAGAGAAAACUCACACUUUCAAAGAAGUUCGGGAGACUCUGUCGAGGAAUGUGGCCAUAUGGAUAUGGCUCACCAGGAUCUUUGCUGCUGCCAUCCCCAACUUGACCACUCGUUCUGUCGGGCCACUGGCCAGCCUCAACGACCCGGAGAGGGGAGUGACUGCACAGGAGAGCACAAAUCUCAUCCUCAGGAACUACCCGGCCCUGAAGGAUGAUCUCCAGAUUCUGAACAAACUCAUGCACAUCGCCCGGAAUCUGCUUGUCACUGCCGCGCCUGAGGUUGCCCAAGACCUUUGCGCGGCAGUCCAUUUCGACCAGAUGGUAUAUCAGACAAUCAUCCUCUGCGUGAACGUCACCAGCAAGGGAUAUGAUGGCGAGAUUGUAGACGACACCUCCAGAGCAAAGCUGAACGAGAUCACCGAGAUGUACAAGAAGAUCCUCGUGACAUCCCUUCAACAGUCCCAUAACUGGACAGCGAAAAAUGACCGCAACAAGAUGUCAUUUUGGUUCGACGUCCUGUUUGAUGACGAUCACUCGAUGGAUGCAUUGGAAGAGCAGCUACAGUUCCGCCCGGACAUUGCCAAAACCGAGGUCCAGCACUGGCUGGAACGGAAUUCCAGAAUGUGUGAUAACGCUCAGAUGCUGUUGAAGGCCUAUGCCGAGACCCACGAGAAUAAAGCUCCUGGGCCCCUUGCGCCUAUCUCACCUCUUGCCGGGAACUGGCUACCUGGGAGUAAGGCGAACGUCAGGGCCGAUGAUCCCAAGGAUGAUACCAAGAUCACCCCCCACUGGGAGGAGAACGAACCGGACAAGUUCGAACAAGAUCGUGCAUACGGACGCGUGUCUCGAGAAAUCGAUACCUGGUGGCUGAGGUGGCGGGAUCGCAAUUACGAGACCUGGGUUGUGCCCAUGCCGUCCAUUGACUUUGCCCAAACUCGGACGGAGAACUGCAAGAAUAAUCUCAUGCACCGAUAUAACCAUUCCUAUCGUGCUGAGGACCAUGGAGAGCCUCGCGAGGGAGCACAGGUGCAGGAAAUCCAUUCCGACGACGACAGCAGCAGAGUCCACGACGACCUAGAUGACCCUAUUCUUGAGGAAGACGACCUGGAUGAUGACGACUCUUACGGCGAGGGGCCUAUGGCGGGACUCCUCACCGAGAUACCGAACAUCCUGGAUCCUAAACAAAUUGAGGCCUUGCAUAUGAUCGUCAAGUCGUGCAUCCUCGACACAGCGGGCGUCGAGCUCACCCGAGCAGGCGAGAACCUUCAAAAGACUCGAUGUAGGAUGUUCCUGGCUUUAGAUUUUGGCAAAAGUCUGCUCCGGGAGAUGCUCGUCUUCAUCGCCGUCUGGGAGAAGGAUGAGCAGUCGCUCAUCUUCCAGAUCACCACACAGAUUGUCGAAGCCAUCCACCACAGUGCCCUCAUUCCGCACGCCUGGAACUCGCUACGGAUACCCAAGGACAUAAUAUCUCCAGCCCAGACAGUGCUUCUGAAACUCAUCAACCACAUGUUCAAGGCGCGGAACAGCAAUCCUCCUGCCCCCGAGUCGAAGGAGCACCUCCGAGACGUGAAGUUGGUCCACUUUCUGUUUACGAAUUUCCGGAGCCGCAUUGUCCCGGAAUGUGUCGCUCUUAUGCAUCUCCAGGCUCAGAUACGUGGUGAUGCCUGCGAUCCCGCUGAUUUCCCAGUCGACAACUGGGAUAUGGAGCGUGCAAAGGAUGGCCUGGCCCAGUUCCUCGAUUUCCUUGCGACAAUAACCGAGGUUAUCGACCUGCGAAAGUAUCUCAUCGAAUGGGAAGCUUCGUACGACCUGAUCACCCUCCUCAAGGGACUAGAGGCUGGCGUGCCCAAGAAGCCUCUUGUCGACCUUCCCGAUCGGUCUGCAAACAGGCCCAGCGCCUCCUCGACCCCGGCUCACCACGACCAUGAACACUGGGACGCUGCAUCCCACGACCCAUACAACCCACAGCACCCACCACCGCCCCCGCCCCCGCCGAUGGUAGAGCACGCCCAUAGGUUCGCUUGGCCCGGCAUCAAGGGCCCCAUUCUCACCAUUCUAGCCGGCCUUCUCCAGCCUCCCCCGGGACAAUCCAGCCCCGGCAAUCCCGACGUCCAGAUGCAGAUCGUCCGUCAUAACGGUAUCGUCUCGCUGCUCAACUGCUGCGUCUACGACGACCACAACCGCUACGCCCGCGAGCGCGUCCAGAUCUGCCUCAAGUGGCUGAUGGACGGGUCUGACGCCGCCAAUAACUUCCUCCGGGAGCUGGUCGCCAUAUCACCCCCGCCAAAUAUGCGUCCGGCCCCACCGGCCCCGUCGGCAGCUGGCGGGCCAACCGUGCCCCAGACGACAAGCCUUCGGAUCGACGGCAUCGCCGGCGAGGUCAAGGUGCAGGUGCGAACCCCGAGCGCGCCGGGGCCUGCGACGGCGUCCUCUAGCACCAUCGGCAACGCCGGCCUCGCCAUGCCCAACGCCUCACAGCACCUGACUCUCCCCAGCAACGGCAAUAACAACAACAAUAAUAAUAAUAACGACAUCGACCACGAAUAUGAUGUGGCCGAUAACAACAGCAACAACACCCUCCCGCCGCUGCAGGCGGGCGGCCCGGUGUCCCAGGCCGCCAUGCGGAGCCGCUCCGAGGAGCUUCUGCGCGACAUCAUCACCCUGGCUGACGAGGCGGCGCGGCUAGCCCUGGGCCAUAGAGACGCCGACGAGACGGAGGAGGAGGAUUUCAUGUAGGUGGGGGGAAAGGGGGAUUGUUGGCGCGACCUGCCGCGGGUCGGGCCUAGACGGAAUUUUUAUCUGCCGUUUUACAACUAAUAGGGGAGGAUAUGAGGCUCUGAAGCUUCCGGGAAUCGAGAUUGGCGAGGAGGCAUAUUUCAUAUGGCGGCGCUUGGGCUGUUUCUGAGAUCCAUCAUCUACUAGGGGAUCGAUCAUAUUAUUGCUGUUGUAGAUUGUUAUGUCCUAUUAAGAGGGCCAUCCUAGUAUGAUUCGGAGAAUUGAGACUGGAAGGACUCAGUCAACUAGCCUUCGUCGUUGUCAAGGAUAUUCCCGCACCGGUUGUCGAGGUACGAUCUUAGGGCGAAUGUGAUUCCAUAUUGGAGUUAUAAGUUAAAGAUAUGUAGAUACACGGCGAACUUUUUUCAGGCUUUUCUUUUUUUCUUC
Molecule: messenger RNA, 3500 nt
Organism: Phialemonium atrogriseum
Lineage: Eukaryota; Fungi; Ascomycota; Sordariomycetes; Cephalothecales; Cephalothecaceae
Exons: 3
Coding region: 171-3074 (967 amino acids)
Cellular component (GO): cytosol
Source: RefSeq, a predicted model, not a curated record